AUGUCUGCCGCCACUGUUUUCGACUCGACGCUCUUCGGUAACAUUUUCGGUACCGAGGAGGUUCGUCAGACCUUCUCUGAGCGGUCAUACGUCGCCAACCUAAUCAAAGCUGAAUGCGCUCUCGCCGAGGCAGAAGAGGUUGAGAAAAUUGUGCCCGUCGGCACUGCUGCCAUUCUCAGGGAGCACUGCAAUGUCUCCAAGAUUGACUGGCAGCUUCUUGCAGCCCGAACUGAGAUUGUUGGAUACCCAGUUCUGCCACUAGUCGAGCAGAUGUCGAAAUGGGUACCUGAGGAGACCUCCGGGUAUAUCCAUUGGGGUGCUACUACACAGGACAUCAUGGACCUUGCGUCUGUUCUACAAAUGAAGGACGGUCUUGAAAUCGUUGAAGGUCUCCUUCACAAAGUUGCUUCUACUCUUGAAAAACUGUCUGCCGCCUACAGAGAUGUACCCAUGGCUGGAAGAACACACUUGCAGCACGCACUUCCCAUUACCUUCGGUUACAAGUGUGCCGUAUGGUUGUCUGGCUUCCGCCGACAUGCCAAACGUCUCCAACAAAUCAAGGAGAGUUGCUUGCUCGUGCAGUUUGGCGGCGCCGCAGGAACUUUGGCGUCGCUGGGGACGUCGGAUAGUGGCAUCCGUGUCCGUAAGCGUCUUGCAACAAUUCUCGGCCUUGAGGAUCCAGUUAUUACUUGGCAUGUAGCGCGCGAUACUGUUGCGGAAAUCAUAAACUAUCUUGCCUUGGUCGGUGGAAGCUUGGGCAAGAUUGCUCUGGACUUGAUUAUCAUGUCGUCCAAUGAACUGAACGAGGUUGCCGAACCUUACGUUCCUCAUCGUGGAGCCUCUUCUACGAUGCCCCAGAAGCGUAACCCCAUCUCUAGCGAGGUCAUCCUUGCGCAAUCCAAGAUUCUUCGAGCCCAAGCCAGUCUAGUACUGGAUGGUAUGGUCUCUGACUUCGAGAGAGCAUCUGGCCCCUGGCAUCUUGAGUGGGCUGCGAUCCCCACCGCUUUCAUUUCCAUUGUCGGGUCUCUUUAUCAAGCCGAGUUCGCUCUCUCUGGUCUACAAGUAAACAAAGACACCAUGUUGGCAAAUCUUAAGUCCACUAAAGGGUUGAUCGUUGCCGAGGCUGUGAUGAUGGAGCUGGCCAAGUAUACUGGUCGACAAGAAGCCCACGAGAUUGUAUACAAAGCAUGCGUUCAAGCGCAUGAGGAAAGCAUCUCGCUCCAAGACGCUCUGGAGAAAUCAAACCAGGUCACAACUCACCUAGCAUCAACGGAGCUUUCUAAGCUAUGCGAUCCUACCAAGUACUUGGGAUGUUGCCAACUGAUGGUGGAUGAGUUGUUGGAACAAAAGACGAUCGACACAAAGGCGAACAAAAGCACUGCAAAUGGCAUCGGAACCGUGGACGGAAACUCUGUUGUAAAUGGUAUUUCAAGUAGUUAG
Colletotrichum truncatum is the source of this 1440-nucleotide messenger RNA. RefSeq names its product 3-carboxy-cis,cis-muconate cycloisomerase. The record is from RefSeq and is a predicted model, not a curated record. Gene Ontology annotation, molecular function: catalytic activity. Lineage: Eukaryota; Fungi; Ascomycota; Sordariomycetes; Glomerellales; Glomerellaceae.